This is a messenger RNA of Echinostoma caproni, 534 nucleotides long. Lineage: Eukaryota; Metazoa; Platyhelminthes; Trematoda; Plagiorchiida; Echinostomatidae. The record is from the annotation of a GenBank genome assembly.
AUGGGUAGCGUCUCAAGCGCGACUAAGCCGGCUGAAAAGCCGAAAGCAUCACCCUUGAGUGAAUCCACGCCAGAGGCAAGGGGUGUCUUACGGCGCGCGGGACCUCAAGUCAAAAAGUACCGAAAGCCAAGAAGACCCAGGUCGCUCCCGAAACAUCGCUCCUGCCCUGGAAACGGAGCAUGUAAAGCAGAGGAGCACGAAAGUAGACAAAGAGAUAACUACUCCUGCAAGGGAACAGCAUCUAGACCACAAGACAAGACCAAUGGAAACACCGGAAAGGUCAACUGGAUCCCGCAGCUGGGCCACAGUAGUGGCCAACACAAUUUGGCACAAGCCAGUCGUGGUGAACGGGGCUCCGGCGGGGCAGCGGACCUGGAAGAACUUGUGAGUCCAGUGUCAGGUCUCAGAGUUACGAAUAUAGGUCAAGCCAAAGGUGGACUGUCAUGGGUAGCCGAUGACAUGCCCACCGUCAAAGUUAUAGCAAAAGACGAGGUGGCUCCUCGGGCAUUACGCCCGAGGAAUCUGAUGCUAUAG